UUAGCCCGUUUGUGCUCAAGCCAUCAAACAGUUAUAAAGCGGCAAGCAAAGCAAACCGUUUGCAACAGCGGAAAAAAUACGUGUUUUUGUGCAAUUUGAAAGAGUUCAGUUUCGAGACAUUAGACGCAAUGGGCAGCAGCGAGGGCGAAGUAGUGCUCGUAACGGGCGGCAGCGGCUUUCUGGGUCAGCAUCUAAUCAAGCUGUUGCUGGAGCAGCGCAAGGAGCUGGGCAUCAAGGAGAUACGCUCGCUGGACAUUGUGCCGUACAGCAAUAAUAUCGGACAUCCGGAGACGCCGAUGCUGCGCACCUUUGUGGCGGACAUUGGCGGCGAACGUGAGACCCUAAAUAAAAUCUUUGACGGAGUCGAUGGCGUCUUUCACUGCGCUGCAUCGGUUCAAAUCGAAUAUCCGCCCAACUACGAUGAGCUGGAGCGUGUAAACAUAAACGGCACCCGGGCUGUCGUGGAUUUGUGCAUACAGAACAAUGUGAAGCGCUUGGUCUACAGCAGCUGCACCUCGGUGUGCUUUGUGCCCUUUAAGGGGCGCAGCACCUUCUCGGCGGUCAUCAAUUCCACAGAGUCCAAAACGGACACGCCCACGCUGGACAGCUCCAAGCUCUGGGAACAGGAUGGCGAGUUCCUAAUUGCGGGCUAUGCAUCCAGCAAACUGCGCGCCGAGAACAUUGUGCUCAGCUCCAAUGGAGCGCCGCUGCAGAAUCAGCUGGACUAUCUGGCGACCAGUGCUAUACGGGCACCGCUUACCUAUGGCGAAUGUGAUUCGCAUUUUAUUACUGACAUCUUUGAUUAUUUGUCGCGACGCGAUUGGAUCUUUCCGAGAAUUGCCGGCGUGGGCGGCAAGCAGCAGCUGGUCUAUGCUGGCAACGUUGCCUGGGGUCACAUCUGUGCCUACAAGGCGCUCAAGGUGUCCAGCAAGGCGGUUAAUGGAUUGCCUGUUUUCGUGACCGACGACACGGGCAUUAACGAUGUUUCGCGCUUUGUGCAAAAGAUGGCGCUGCUGGGCGAACGUUUCAAGGUGAAGACCAGCUGGUGGUACAUUCCACACUUUCUGUUCUUCUUCCUGGCCUUUCUGCUGGAGUUUGUGGUGCGUGUGGCCUAUCCCUAUACCAAAUAUCGCCUACGCUACUCACCACGCGCCAUUGCAUCGUUCACCUCCUCCAUGCUCAUGUACAAUCGCCUGCGCGCCUCUAUACACAUGGACUAUAUGCCGCUAUACGAUCCGGACAGCAGCGCCGAGCGGAGCGCCAAAUGGUAUGCCAAGUGGUGGGAUGACAAACAACUGGCCAAGAAGUCUAAAAAGUCGAGUUGAGCUCGAUCUUUAAGCGUAUUACUCUUUUGUACUGCAUAUUCUAGAGUUUUGUUAUGUUUUAUUUAGGUAAAUUU
Drosophila novamexicana is the source of this 1399-nucleotide messenger RNA. RefSeq names its product 3 beta-hydroxysteroid dehydrogenase/Delta 5-->4-isomerase. Bases 129 to 1325 code for a protein of 398 amino acids. The transcript has 4 exons. Gene Ontology annotation, biological process: steroid biosynthetic process. The record is from RefSeq and is a predicted model, not a curated record. Gene Ontology annotation, molecular function: 3-beta-hydroxy-Delta5-steroid dehydrogenase (NAD+) activity. Lineage: Eukaryota; Metazoa; Arthropoda; Insecta; Diptera; Drosophilidae.